AUGACAGCAACAUUUAUUAAAAACUAUCAUUCAAAUCAAGGUUAUACAACAAUUCAUCACAAUAAGGAGGAAGAUGGAGUCGUAAACAACGCGGAGGAUUCGUUGUCCUUCAUAGUUAAUAUCACCUACGACCUCACGUCAGAACAGAUAGCAGCUAUCAAAAACGUGUCAUCAUCGUGUAGACAAUUUAUUAAGUAUGCAUGCAUUGGGUCUCUUUUUGGAAUUGAAGGUGUGAAUCACUAUUGGGUCUCAGUUGAUGGCAUUCCUAUGUUGAACUGGGGAGGAGUUCCAACAGGAACUAGGGGGUGUGCGUGCUGGAUGACGAGAACAUGUGACGACCCCAGUAGGCGAUGUAAUUGUGACGUCAACGAUAAUGUGCCACGUCAGGAUCAUGGCUACCUUGCCGAUAAAGCAACUUUACCUGUCUCGCAGCUUCGUUUUGGCGAUACUGGAUCUAAAGGAGAGAAAGGUGUCUACACUCUUGGACCAUUGCAAUGUACCUAAGUCGUAUUUUACUUUAAAAAAAUACCAAUAAUGAUUGUAUUUAGAUUAAUCAAUUACUAAUUCUAAUUACUGAUUAUAACUAUCAAUAUCUUUUUUUAUAUGUGCGAAAUACAACAAUAGAAAACAGUAAUACAAUAUCAAUAUGAUAUAAUAAUAUGUCAACAUUAUUUUAAAGUAAGAGUGAUAAUGAUCUAGAA
Messenger RNA from Anneissia japonica, 701 nucleotides. RefSeq names its product neurexin-4-like. Bases 1 to 504 code for a protein of 167 amino acids. The record is from RefSeq and is a predicted model, not a curated record. The transcript has 4 exons. Lineage: Eukaryota; Metazoa; Echinodermata; Crinoidea; Comatulida; Comatulidae.